Molecule: messenger RNA, 3202 nt
Organism: Amaranthus tricolor (Joseph's coat)
Lineage: Eukaryota; Viridiplantae; Streptophyta; Magnoliopsida; Caryophyllales; Amaranthaceae
Product: eukaryotic translation initiation factor 3 subunit C-like
Exons: 4
Coding region: 249-2981 (910 amino acids)
Biological process (GO): translational initiation
Cellular component (GO): eukaryotic translation initiation factor 3 complex
Molecular function (GO): translation initiation factor binding; RNA binding; translation initiation factor activity
Source: RefSeq, a predicted model, not a curated record
GCUGAAAGCAAAUAAAACAAGACAACACUACACAGAGGCCCAUGAAGGAAGCCUUAUGAGCUAACCCUAGCCGGAAGGUUUUCCUCUUACAGCCGCUGUCUGUGUUAAAUUAAUAUUGGGGAUUUGAUAUAGUGCAAAUCCAUAACAUCGCCGGAGAACACCCGAGUGCAAUUCAAGGGUUCCGAAAUCGUAUUCCAUAUCCGCAUCCAAAUCCGUCUCGAAUUUUAAAGAACACAGACAAAGAGAAAAUGGCUUCACGUUUCUGGGGUGGUCAGAGUGACAGCGAGACUGAAGAGGAGGAGAGUGAUUAUGAUGAUAUUGAGGAGAACGUAGCGGGUGCGGGUGAUGGUGGAGCUGCUGAUGCUGGAAGCAGGUACCUGCAGAAAAAUGCUAGUGACAGUGAAGACUCUGAUGGCCAAAAACGAGUUGUCGUCUCUGCAAAGGAUAAGCGCUUUCAAGAGAUGACUGCUACUGUCGAGCAGAUGAAGAAUGCUAUGAAAAUCAAUGACUGGGUGAACCUCCAAGAGAACUAUGAUAAGAUAAAUAAACAGCUCGAGAAAGUCAUGCGUGUUGUGGAGACUGGUAGGGUUCCCAAUAUCUAUAUAAAAGCCCUUGUAUUGUUGGAGGAUUUUCUGAGUGAGACUUUAGCAAAUAAGGAGGCUAAGAAAAAGAUGAGCAGCAGCAAUGCAAAAGCAUUGGUUAAAAUGAAACAGAAUUUAAAGAAGAACAACAAGCAAUAUGAGGAUUUGAUUAAUAAAUACAGGGAGAAUCCUGAGGAUGAGGAUGAGGUGGAUGAUGAUGAGUCUGAUGAUGAUGAUGAGUCUGAUUUUAUGGAUGAACCCGAGUCAGAAACCGAUGAAGGGACUGACGAGGAGGAUGAGAUGAAAGAUGACGCAGAUCAGCAGGGUGAUGAAUGGCAGAAGCAUGGGAAGAAAGAUAAGAUUAUAGAUAAGCAAUUCAUGAAGGAUCCUAGUGAGAUAACUUGGGAUACAGUGAAUAAGAAAGUGCAAGAAAUUGUUGCUUCGCGUGGUAAGAAGGGAACUAGCAAAAUGGAGCUAAUUGAACGGCUUACCUUUUUGACCAAGGUUGCUAAGACACCUGCUCAGAAGCUGGAGAUCCUUUUCAGUGUUGUAUCUGCCCAGUUUGAUGUUAAUCCUGGCCUUAGUGGGCACAUGCCAAUCAACAUUUGGAAGAAAUGUGUGCAGAAUAUGUUUGUUAUACUUGAUAUUCUUGCUCAGUAUCCAAACAUUGUUGUUGAUGAUUCUGCUGAGCGUGAUGAAAACGAAACCCAGAAAGGUGCUGACUAUGAUGGUACCAUUCGGGUAUGGGGAAACUUGGUUGCCUUCCUUGAGAAGAUAGAUGUCGAGUUUUUCAAAAGCUUGCAGUGUAUAGAUCCUUACACACGGGAGUAUGUUGAAAGGCUUAGGGACGAGCUUUUGUUUUUGGUACUGGCUCAGAAUGUCCAGGAAUACUUGGAGAAAACUAAAGAUCUGAAAGCAGCUGCAAAAGUAGCCCUGAAACGGGUCGAGUUUGUUUACUAUAAACCUCAAGAGGUUUAUGAUGCCAUGAGGAAAUUGGCUGAACAGUCUGAUGAGGAAAAUGAGGAAGAAGGCGAGGAAUUCAAGGUCGCGGGUGAAGCAAGGGGUCCUGCCAUGUUUGUAGUAACUCCCGAGCUUGUUCCUCGUAAGCCUACUUUCCCAGAGCAAAGUAGAGCCCUCAUGGAUAGUUUAGUUUCUCUCAUUUAUCAAUUUGGAGAUGAACGAACAAAGGCUCGUGCAAUGCUAUGUGAUAUCUACCACCAUGCCCUUAUGGAUGAAUUUUCGAUUGCUCGUGACUUGUUAUUGAUGAGCCACUUACAGGAUACGAUUCAACAUAUGGAUAUUUCAACCCAAAUAAUGUUCAAUAGAGCAAUGGCUCAGCUUGGCCUCUGUGCUUUUAGGAUUGGUUUAAUUACAGAAGGACACAGCUGCCUUUCUGAAUUAUAUUCUGCUGGAAGAGUGAGAGAGCUACUUGCACAAGGUUUCUCUCAAAACCGAUAUCAUGAGAAGACUCCCGAGCAGGAAAUGAGAGAAAGAAGACAACAAAUGCCAUAUCACAUGCACAUCAAUUUGGAACUCUUGGAAGCUGUUCAUCUUUCUUGUGCUAUGCUGUUGGAAGUUCCCUACAUGGCUGCUAAUACCUUUGAAUCGCAGCGUAGAAUAAUAAGCAAGACUUUCCGAAAGUUACUUGAAACUAGUGAGAGACAAACUUUGCGAGGUCCACCUGAAAAUGUUCGCGAUCAUGCCAUGGCUGCUACUAGAGCCCUUGCUCAAGGAGACUUUCAAAAAGCUUUUGAUGUCAUCACAUCACUUGAUGUAUGGAAGCUCCUAAGAAACAAAGAGGAUGUUUUUGAGAUGUUGAAAUCAAAGAUCAAAGAAGCUGCCCUCAGAACAUACUUGCUAACUUAUGCUGCUUCUUACAGUUCUGUGAGCCUCGACCAGCUGUCCAAAAUGUUUGAUCUCUCGGAGUCACAGAUACAUAGCAUCGUGAGCAAGAUGAUGGUUAAUGAGGAGCUCCGUGCUUCAUGGGAUCAACCAACCCGAUGCAUCAUCUUCUAUGAGGUUGAGCACAGUAGGUUGCAGGCUCUUGCCUUCCAAUUGACCGAGAAGCUGUCUAUUCUUGCUGAAAAUAACGAGCGAGCUAUGGAGAGUAAAUUGGGUGGCGGUUCAUUGGAUGGUUUACCUCUUAGGAGAAGAGAUGGGCCUGAUUAUGCAGCGGUUGCCUCAGGCGGCGGUAGUGGUAGGUGGCAGGACAACUAUUCCCAAGGACGACAAGGUGGGCGUUCAGGAUAUGGUGGAAAGACAUUGAAUCACGGACAGUUUUCUGCUGGUGGAUAUUCAAGAAAUCAGACGAGAGGGGCCAGCUCAUAUGGGCGCUCUUCACGAGGACAACAAACAGAUUCUUCUGCUCGUAUGGUCAGUCUCAAUCGUGGUGCACGUUGAUUGAAACCUGAAUAAGUAGCGACAAUUUUGCCUUGAGCUUUCCAUAACUAAGUCAUUUCCGCUGAUUAAUUUUAUUUUCCCAGUUGAAGGUUUUGAUUCAAAAUCAGACUUUUAUAGUUGCUUCUUGUACGCAGACUUGUGAGACAUGAAUUCUGUAUUACUGCACCGUUCCGUGUCCUUGAAAACUAUUUUUUAUUUUACGGGCCUGGUAUUUUACUGCA